CAGGCGUUCACCGAGUUACAGAGGUGAAAAGUUGUUUCUUUUCACGGCUCGUUUGAUUAUUUAUUGAAGAGAAGUAAUAAGAGAGGGAGCACUUGGCAUUCUGUAUUCCUUUGUGCUUAUAAUUCAAUGCAUCAUAAAUAAUUGAUCCGCUUUCCAAGUCGUUUGGAAUACGCACGAAAUUGAGUGGUGAAUAUUUAAGUGUUUGCAUGCCUCCAGUCUGAUUCACCUUACAUAACGCCUAGCUAUCGUGUCUGUAAUUAUACGGGAGAAUUCAUUGUUGAUGAGGCGCAUUCGGAGAAUUGGGAGCCGGCAAAUUUCAAUAAAUGUCACAUUUGCUAUUCUCGGAUGUCUUUCGUGGAGGUGUCAUGAGAUGGAUGCGUUUGAGAAAUUCCGUUCUGAAUUUAAACUGGAUCUACGAAGUCAAAUGGGGAGUAAAACGCUAAAUGAUCAAGUUGCAUCCAAAAAAAAAUAUUCGGAAAUAUAUUUAGAUCUGCCAAUGGCAUCCAAAAAAACCUGAACCCGUGAAUUUUAAAGAAUUAUGUAAAGUUAUGAUUAACUCUUUAAUUUUACAACUGAUCAGUGAAUCGAUAUUUUACUGAGUCCCGUAGCUGAGUUCACGUUCGUGAAAACACGUUUAUGUUCAAUAUCAUAUGUAAUCAUUUUGAAAAUCAAAAUUUCAGUGAUGACUGCGGUUAAAAUUGAUUCAUAAAUUGAGAACAAAAUGGGGAAGUCGAAGCAACGUCAAUGUAACCUGAAAAAAUUAUGUAGCCCCCUGAUGAGGUCUCGCUCGCGGCAAAAGUCACCGGCCCGUCCGAAGAGACCCCCGUCGCGAACGAUAUUUUCGACGAAAGUCGAAACGUGGAGGUCCCACGGUGAGAAGGCGUACUGUCCCAUUUGCAAGAAGCCAGUAGUUCCGGUUGUAUUGGAAAAACGUAGGAGAAUCACCAGCUCGGGUUUUGCCGCCAUUUGUCUUCUGGGUUGCUGGCCAUUGUGCGCCUUGUUACCAUUGAAGGGUGAUACUAGCUCACUGCAAACGCGCUGUCCCAUCUGCGGCUACGAGUAUCGCUCCCUCGAUCAUGUCAAGGUGAUCUCACCAUCAAAGGCCUCAUCAACAUCGACACUAUCAAAUUCCCGAGACAAGUCCCACUGUCUUCCGAAUACACCAGGGAAAAUUCAUUCCCGGGGAGCAGUGGAGUUACGUGACAAGCAGGGAAUGAAGAGAAUGAAGUUGAUGGAAAUUGAUGGUAAAAGAAGUAAAACGAUGGACAGUGCAUCGGUUCAAACCCAUCUAGCAGUUGAGAGAAUUGAUCACACUCAGCCAUCUGAUGGAUGUGAAUGUCACGAAUCGGCUGACAUCAGUGAAAAACUCUCGUCCUAUCGACUUGUGGAGCAGUUCGAGUACUACAGGCAUCAGCAUAAUGCGUUGAAAUUACCACAAUGUGGAUUUCUUCAUCACAGGUGUAAUCCACGACCCUGCGCAACUCAUCACACCAACCUACCAAUGAUUACGAUGAGUCAUGAUGGAGUGAGGGGAGCCAACGUCGUGAUCUAUGACACUAAAAAUUGCAACGAAUCCACUUGUAAUGGGGAUGAAGCGUGUAAUCGUCUCGAUUGGACAGACAAUGACUGUGGGAUUUCUUGGCCUGAUGAGGGGACGUGUUGUCUGGAAAGACUGGAGGGUGGUGAGGAUUAAAAAAUUGAGGGGAGGUGCAUUUCUUCUGGAG
Diachasmimorpha longicaudata is the source of this 1724-nucleotide messenger RNA. RefSeq lists its product as uncharacterized. The coding region runs from base 722 to 1693 and encodes 323 amino acids. The record is from RefSeq and is a predicted model, not a curated record. Lineage: Eukaryota; Metazoa; Arthropoda; Insecta; Hymenoptera; Braconidae. The transcript is spliced from 5 exons.